Molecule: messenger RNA, 243 nt
Organism: Dibothriocephalus latus
Lineage: Eukaryota; Metazoa; Platyhelminthes; Cestoda; Diphyllobothriidea; Diphyllobothriidae
Source: the annotation of a GenBank genome assembly
AUGCAGCGACUCGCAAGUAAUGAGUGUCGCCAGUCCAGUCUGAUGGAUGUGCAGCAUUCGGAUGGUCUCUUGUCGGAAAUCAGAACAUUUCUGCACACCUCACGUUUGAUUGAGCGUCAGUUCAAUCCUCUCCUGAUUGCGACAGCCUGGCCGGUCACUUGCGAUUCCAUCAUCCUGAUACCCGACUCAGGAGUCACACGCCAGCUGCACUUGCCCAUAGGCUUCCUUGCAGCGCAUUGGUAA